CGUGUCCACUGGAACAGGUUUUACAACUCUGUCACUCCACCCAAAUCCUGGGAUUUAAAAGGCCCACACUGGACAAGCUUGCUGCACUUUCACAGCAUCUCCUAUAGCAUCUUCAGCUUCAGUCCGUUAUUUCUUCACCAUGAGUCUGAGGAGCAAGAGGAUCAGUUCGAGCUGUUCUGUAAGGAGCAGUGGGAAGCUUGGCGGCUAUGGAGGCUAUAGCAGUGGGUUUAGCACAAUGUCCCUUGGAGCGUUGUCACCCAGCUUCAGCACCAGCAGCACCUACUUGGGUGCCCCCAUAGCUAACAUCUCGGUCAACAAAAGCCUGCUGGCUCCCCUCAACCUGGAGAUCGACCCCAACCUCCAGAUGGUGCGCACUCAGGAAAAAGACCAGAUGAAAUCUCUUAACAACCGCUUUGCCUCCUUCAUCGACAAGGUGAGGUUCCUAGAGCAGCAGAACAAGAUGCUGGAGACCAAAUUUGAAGUUCUUCAGAGUCAGACCCCAGGCAGGUCUAACAUUGAGCCCAUGUUUGAGGCUUAUAUGGCCAAUCUGCGCAGACAGCUCGAUGUGGUCAACAACGAUAAAAUCAAGCUGGACGGAGAGCUGAGGAACAUGCAGGGGCUGGUGGAAGACUUCAAGCACAAGUACGAGGAUGAGAUCAACAAGAGAAACAACCUAGAGAAUGACUUUGUGAUUCUGAAAAAGGAUGUAGACUCUGCAUACCUGGUGAAAGCUGAUUUGGAAGACAAAGUGGGUGCGCUGACUGAUGAGAUCAACUUCCUCAAGACUAUUUACGACGAGGAGCUGCGUGAGAUGCAGGCCAGCAUCACUGAAACCUCUGUCACAGUGCAGAUGGACAACUCCCGCAACCUCAACAUGGACCAGAUUGUGGCCGAGGUCAAGUUCCAAUAUGAAGAGAUCGCAGUCAAGAGCCGUGAGGAAGCUGAGGCCUGGUACAAGUCUAAGUAUGACCAGAUGGCCAGCCAGGCCACACAGUACGGGAACGAGCUGAGGAACACCAAGGCUGAGAUCGGUGAGCUCAACCGCAUGAUCAGCCGUCUGCAAAGCGAAAUUGAGUCCAUCAAGGCCCAGCGCACUAACAUGGAGAACCAGAUCGCCGAGGCAGAGGAGCGUGGUGAGCUGACAGUGAAGGAUGCCAAAGCUCGCAUCAGAGACCUGGAGGACGCGCUGCAGAGAGCCAAGCAGGACAUGGCACGCCAGCUGCGGGAGUACCAGGAGCUCAUGAACGUCAAGCUGGCACUGGACAUCGAGAUUGCCACUUAUAGGAAGCUGUUGGAGGGCGAGGAGGACAGAAUUGGACAGCAGGCCAUUGGCAACAUUCAAUCCAUGUCCAGUUACAGCUCCAAAGGAAUGAACGGCUACCAGCAGUUCAGCUCUCCAUCCCCUAAACUGCUGAUCAAAACCACCGAGAUUAGAGACACCACCAGAUUCACUACACACUGAAGUGUCAGUAUAAAAUAUGAUAUCAAAUAGCUUAAAGAAACGAUCGUAAAACUAACUAUAGGUUCAUGUUAUAGUAGACUUGUUACAAGAAACUAUAUCUAUACGCGAUAUAUAUUUUCUGCAUCAAAAAGGUGGCAUAAUCCUGAUAUAAUACUCCAGCAAUUAAAGAAUUCUGAAAAACAA
Ictalurus punctatus (channel catfish) is the source of this 1645-nucleotide messenger RNA. Its product is annotated as intermediate filament protein ON3. The record is from RefSeq and is a predicted model, not a curated record. Bases 140 to 1462 code for a protein of 440 amino acids. Gene Ontology annotation, cellular component: keratin filament. Gene Ontology annotation, molecular function: structural constituent of skin epidermis. Lineage: Eukaryota; Metazoa; Chordata; Actinopteri; Siluriformes; Ictaluridae. The transcript has 9 exons. Gene Ontology annotation, biological process: intermediate filament organization; keratinization.